Molecule: messenger RNA, 2199 nt
Organism: Closterium sp. Yama58-4
Lineage: Eukaryota; Viridiplantae; Streptophyta; Zygnematophyceae; Desmidiales; Closteriaceae
Source: the annotation of a GenBank genome assembly
AUGGCGUCGCCACUGGGACGGGGAUCGGGGUCGAGUUUGGAAGACGCGGCGCGGCAGCUGGUGGACGAUUUUGUCCGUAGUGGCAUGGUGGUGGGGGUGGGGUCAGGCUUUGGCUCCUCUCUCGCUGUCACCCACCUCAUCAGCAAAAUCCAGAGUGGAUCGCUGCGAGAUAUUAUCGCCGUUCCCACCACGGCUGCCGCAGCAGCGGAGCUCGCUCAAGCAGGAGUAGUCAUGUCAACGCUCGAGGAGCAUCCCAAGCUGGAUUUCGCCUUCACAGAUGCAGACGUGGUGCAGGAGGGAACGCUCUUUUCUAUCAUUGGCCGUCGCAUCCCGACCAAACGAGGCUCAGUUCUGAAAGAGAAGGCCGUGGCACGGGCAGCUGAAACUUUCACUGUGAUUGUGCCCGAGAAGCACUUUGAGGAGGGUCUUAUUGAUGGGGAAGUGCCCGUUGAAAUCGAGCAGGAGCACUGGUUGGACAUUGCAGAGGAGAUUGACGACCUGUUCCUGGGAGAUGCAGAGGUGUGGCGGCGGCCCACCAGUGGCACAGCAGGACCGUUGGGAGGGGAGUUUCCUUUGGUCACAGAGAACGGACACUUUGUGCUGGACGUGAUCUUCACGACUCCCAUCGCUGAUAUGAGGGAUGUUGCUCGCCAGAUAGAGUCCGUGCCGGGAGUCGCAGCACACGGCAUUCUCCUCGACGAAGCGUAUGCUGCAUCUGUGGCAACAGCCGAAGGAACGGAAGCUGCUGUUCUGUCCGUCAUUCCGCAGUUUGAUUUGACAAUCAUUUUCCCCCAAGGCGCAUCUGACUCUGCACUCCACCAGAAGAACGAACGCGCUCUCGAGUGCUCUCGGCGCUGUGAAUUUCCCAAGGAAAGUGACGAGUCACGCGAGCUGGAAGACCGCCACGUGGCAGUCUCGCUGGCAUCGCUUCCAGAAGCAUCGUCACUGACGGACCCACUGCUGACGCGUCGCGAGUCCCCAACUCGCGCUGCUCGGAAGGUGCCCGUGCUCCUCGUCGUCUCCCUCUGCGCCUGCUUUCUCGCCACGCUGCUGCUGCCCCGCUCCACCCUGUUCCACCCUCGCAAUCACGACCGCCCACCCAUGCAACCGAUCGCGCUGCUACCGCCACGCAUGCAGAUACCAGCAGCCAUGCAGCCACACAUGCAGAUGCAGCCGCCACGAAUGCAAAUACCAGCAGCCAUGCAUUCCCUCCCACCAGAUAGCAGCAGCAGCAGCAGCGAGCACAGGAACAGCAGCAGCAUCGCACCUGUUCGCUUCUUUGCGUUUGGCGACUGGGGGAGAAACGGCACGUUCAACCAGUCGUUAAUCGCCACGCAGAUGGGCCUGAUCGGAGCCCGCAUGCACCCCCAGUUCGUGGUAUCCCUGGGAGACAAUUUCCUCGAGCUCGGCCUGCCAGACGUCAAUGCCCCUCAAUUCGCCCAGUCCUUCACGAAUAUCUACACCCACCGCAGCCUGCAAAUCCCCUGGUAUGCAGUCCUAGGAAACCAUGACUACUAUGGGAACGUGUUAGCUCAACUGCACCCAGCGCUGGCCAAUCGCGACCCUCGAUGGACCUGUCGCCGCAGCAUGGCCGUCUCGCUCCCCAUCUGCGCUGAGAUGGAUGACCAGGGCGUUGACCGCGUUGACUCUGGAGGAGGCCAGGGCGUUGACUGCGUUGACUUUGUGGACCUGUUUCUGUACGACUCGAUGCCACUGAUCCCGGCCUACCGCCACAAGGAGGGGCGCCGGGUGGACUGGCGGGGCCUCAACACGGGCAACUGGACCCGCCAGGAGGAGGCACAGCUGCAGGAACUGGAGGGUUGGUUGAGUAACUCGCAGGCGCGGUGGAAGGUGGUGGGGGCGCACCACCCGGUGUUCAGCUAUGGCAAGCAUGGGGACCAGCCUGAGAUGGUUGAGAGGAUCAAGCCGUUGCUGGAGAAGUACGGUGUGGACGUUUACAUCAAUGGUCACGAUCACAACAUGCAGCACAUCAAAAAGGAUGAGAGCCCCGUUCACUAUUUCACAGUGGGUGGGGGAUCCAAGGCGUGGAGAGGCGAUGCUCCCCCUGUCGCGCCAGGCCUGCAGUUCUUCUUUCCUGGCCAGGGCUUCAGUUCCCUGGAGGUCUCUAGGAACUCCCUGACUCUGAAGUUUUUUGGCGUGUUUGGAGAGCUCAUGUAUUCCACCACUCUCAACAAAUGA